AGUUAGCAUUUAGCAUAAGGAGCUAACCAACGGGGAGGGUGUAAUGGCGGCCUCGGUGUUGUUGGGCUCUGCGGACAACACCGGACUCAACUUCACGGUGGGAGGCGGCAGCGGCAGUGGCGGCGCCGGGAACGUUUUAAUAGGCAGCAACAAUGGACUGGGACCGGUGCAUUUGAACCGUUCUCUGGACCGUGCUCUGGACGAAGCCGCGGCCACCGGGUUUCUCAACCUCAGCGGCAGGAAACUGAAGGAGUUCCCCCGGGGCGCAGGCACACACGACCUGAGCGACACCACCAGGGCCGACAUUUCUCGUAACCGCCUGUCAGAGCUUCCAGUGGAGGUUUGUCUCUUGGUGUCUCUGGAGAGUUUAAACGUUUAUCAAAACUGUGUGAGAUCUCUACCAGAUCACAUGAUCAAUCUCCAGGCCCUCACCUACCUGAACCUCAGUCGGAACCAGCUGUCCGUGCUACCUGUGGUCCUGUGCAGUCUCCCCCUAAAGGUUCUGAUCGCAUGCAACAACAAGCUGGUUGCUCUUCCUGAGGAAGUGGGUCAGCUGAGACACCUGACUGAGCUGGAUGUCAGCUGUAAUGAGAUAAGGACGCUGCCUUCUCAGGUCGGGCAGCUGGAGGCUCUGCGAGACCUAAACAUUAGGAGGAACCACCUGGUGACACUUCCUCCAGAGCUGGCCGAUCUGCCUCUGGUGCGACUGGACUUUUCCUGUAACAGAGUGACUUCCAUCCCGCUGUGCUACAGACGACUGUCCCAGCUGCAGACCAUCGUCCUCGACAACAAUCCCCUGCAAACGCCCCCAGCGCAGAUCUGCAUAAAGGGCAAAGUGCACAUAUUCAAGUUCCUCAACCUCGAGGCCAGCAAGACGACCCCUGACCUACCAGAGUAUGACAGGCGACCUUUAAACUUCGGCUCCUGUGUUGAUGAGCUAUACCCUGGUCGAUCGUAUGGAGCGUUGGAUUCUGGCUUUAACAGUGUUGACAGCGGAGACAAGAGAUGGUCAGGAAACGAGUCUUCCCGCCCUCAGCCGUCAGAGGAGCUGUCGGAGGCGCCGUCACGUGCGAUGGACGUCAACAAAGAGUCCAAACGGGUCGCAGCUGGACCGCCCCUGCUGGCCAACGGAACACAUGAGCUGGAGCAGAUUGACUUCAUUGACAGCGUGGGGGGGGAGGAGGAAGAGGAGGAGCGGAGGGUUGGUGGGGGAGGGGCGGGAGGGGCUGCAGGAGGAGGCGGAGACCGCACCAGCCUCAGCUCACAGUUUAUGGCGUACAUUGAGAGACGCAUCAGCAAGGAGGGUUCACCAGGCAAAGCGAACUCGUCCAGAGCGGACGAUUCUAGACCAAGACAGAGCAGGAACCUAGUAGACGGCGCCACGGCGCCCUCUAGCAGCCAGGGCCAGAGGGGUGGCAAUGUGGAGAAGAUUAGGCGAGAGGCUCAGCUUGCCGCUCUGAGGUAUGACGAGGAGAGACACAAGAGCCGCCCAGUGCAGAGAGACGCCAAGAGUAAAGCGGUUCAGAGUCCAACCAAGUCAAGUCCAGAGAGUAAGAAUGUCUACCCCUCUAGACGCUCCACCCACACCGAUGACUCCGCGCUCUUCAUGCAGGGAGAAGACAGAACCAGUCUGUCUCCAACAGCCAAUCCAUCUUACCCAACCUCAGGGGGCGUGGCCCCCUGUCGGACAUCCAAUGUCCGACCAGAGAGCUUCCUGUACCGCCUCAGCCAGAGGGAGGAAAAGAGGAAAGAGAAUGUUGCUGCUCCCCAUCACCAGGAGGAGGUGCCAUCGGCUCCCGUCGAGCUCGGACAGGACUCUGAGCUAGUAGAGCAGCUUAGGAAGAAUAUCGAGUCUCGCCUCAAGGUGUCGUUGCCUAGCGACAUGGGGGCAGCGCUGACAGACGGCGUAGUGCUGUGUCACCUGGCCAAUCACGUGCGGCCGCGCUCUGUCCCCAGCAUUCACGUCCCCUCGCCUGCCGUGCCUAAGCUCACCAUGGCCAAAUGUCGGCGAAACGUGGAGAACUUCCUGGAGGCGUGUCGCAGAAUGGGCGUUCCUCAGAGUCACUUGUGUCUUCCUCUUCACAUCCUGGAGGAACAAGGGCUUCCCCAGGUGGCCGCCACAGUCGGCGCGCUGCUCGGCCUGGCCCCACCCAGACACGCCGUCGCCACGACGACGACGUCGUCAUCCGCACCCACAGCCGGAGCCUCUGUCAUCAUGUAGUCCCGUCGACACACUCUCAUGCACACUGCGGUUUUAAGCAUGUCCCACGGUCUGUUUACACACUCGUUAGCAGCGCCUCAAGUCUACAAGGAAGGUUACAAAAGUUUCUUUGUAUAUAUUGUUGUUUUUUUUAUUUAAGUUAAAGCGCAAGUUUAGAACUUGUGCAUUGUUGACACUAAACGCUGUUCCUCAAAAGAAAAAACUUUGUCAAGUGGAUGCUUUUUAGAAUGCAACUAAACUAGCUCGACGCGAGCACAGCCAACAUUCAGUCGGAUGGAAAAGGAUGGCGGGCAACUCGAUUCCUGCUAACAUUGCUAAUGAUACUAAACACAUGCUCAUUCAUGCAAAUGAGUAAACAUCCAGACACACGUUGGGUUUUAUUCGGAAAUAGCUUUAAAUGUAUAUUACAUUUGGCUAAAAGGGCCUUACUAUUUAUUGGAAUUUUAUUGAUUUUAAUUUCUGUCGAUGUCAACAGAAAGACGACACGUUGGCACCUGACCCAGACAAACGUACAUUGGCUUCUUCUUUGGUGGUGUUGUGUCCAAGCGUCCACUGACACUGUUUAACGCUUGAGAACGCAAACAAAGGAUAUAGUUUUGUUCUAUGCUAACCAUGUUAGCGCUCCUUGUGGCUAACAUGCUUUGUGUAAAGGCUUCGAUCUUUUUUUGCUCUUUUUUUUUUUUUUUAUCCAUGUGACACAUCCCUAACUGUCUAACAGACCGACGUCUCUUCUACCAACAUUAUUUAGCACCUUGUUUUUGAUCAUAUCAGUUUCUAAUAUUUCCCAGUGACUAUUCCGAGAUCACGUCAUAUGGACCUUCAUCAGCUGAGUGACUGUGAAAUGUUGGGAAGUGCCUGUUUGGUAGUUGAGCCUCCUGUUGCAUUGUGGAACAUGGCAUGUCCUUUGACCUCGAGCAGGUGGCAGUGUGUGCCCGUCUACUCCUUUGUAUCUGUGUACAAAAUAUAUCAUGUAAAUAAAAAAACUGUAUAUAAAAGAUUGAAACUUGCUGUGUUGCCAUGACAACGCAGCAUCUUUCUGGCUCAGGCAGACACAAUCCCUGAUGAGAGGUUAAAGUUGAAUUAAUGUCCACAGGCAGCAGUUUCCGUCUGACAUAAGUGAAUCUCUGACGCACUCUAAAGUGUGUGUCGGUUACCGAGACAACAGCCAGGCUUGCACUUGUUUAAGGCUUUAAAAGAAAAUUCCACUUUUUUUUAGCAUAUCAAAGUGUUUGACACAUUUUCACUUGUUGGUCUUUUGCUGUAAAAAAACAACAUUUGAACACAUCUGUCAAAUAAAUAUUUGAAUUUGAA
Messenger RNA from Entelurus aequoreus (snake pipefish), 3532 nucleotides. It is a transcript of the gene lrch3, whose product is annotated as leucine-rich repeats and calponin homology (CH) domain containing 3. Gene Ontology annotation, molecular function: protein binding. Lineage: Eukaryota; Metazoa; Chordata; Actinopteri; Syngnathiformes; Syngnathidae. The transcript has 20 exons. The record is from RefSeq and is a predicted model, not a curated record. The coding region runs from base 44 to 2221 and encodes 725 amino acids.